AGAGGUUUGGAACUUUCAGUCCCUGACCCCCAACUUCUGGGGAAGGGAGAGGGUCUGGAGGUUGGGUUUGGUCUUCAGUGGCCAAUGAUUUAAUCAAUCGUGCCUUUGAUUAAUGAAGCAUCCAUAAAACCCCAAAAGGGCUGGGUUCGGAGAGCUUGGGGUUGGACAAUGUUGUGCCUGGAGAGGGCAUGGGAGCCCUGCGCCCUUCCUACAUACCUUCCCCUGUGAAUCUCUUCCACCUGGCUGUUCCUGAGUUGGAGUGAAUAUAGGUAGAGAAGAUCAAGGAUGGACCGUGAGUCAUUGCAACAUUAAGAGAACAGAAGCAAACCAAUCAGCAAUGAGCUCAGUCUCAACAGAGGGGACAAUAUGCGAACAAAGGAACCCAGCCCUCUAAGGAGGAAAAUUCUUCUAAGGAUGGUCUCCCACUCAGAGUUGAGGAAACUCUUCUAUUCAGCUGACGCAGUAUGCUUUGAUGUUGAUAGCACAGUCAUCAGAGAAGAAGGAAUUGAUGAGCUGGCCAAAGUCUGUGGAGUUGAGGAUGCUGUGUCAGAAAUGACUCGACGAGCCAUGGGCGGGUCAGUGCCAUUCAAGGCUGCCCUCACAGAGCGCUUAGCUCUGAUCCGGCCCUCCAGAGAGCAGGUGCAGAGGCUCAUAGCAGAACACCCCCCACACCUGACCCCUGGCAUAAGGAAGCUAGUAAGUCGCCUACAAGAGCAAAAUGUUCAGGUUUUCCUGAUAUCUGGUGGCUUUAGGAGCAUUGUAGAGCAUGUCGCUUCAAAGCUCAAUAUCCCAUCAACCAAUGUAUUUGCUAAUAGGCUGAAAUUCUACUUUAAUGGUGAAUAUGCAGGUUUUGAUGAGAUGCAGCCAACAGCUGAAUCUGGUGGGAAAGGAAAAGUUAUUAAACUUUUAAAGGAAAAAUUUCAUUUUAAGAAAAUCGUCAUGAUUGGAGAUGGAGCCACAGACAUGGAAGCCUGUCCUCCUGCUGAUAUUUUCAUCGGAUUUGGAGGAAAUGUGAUCAGGCAACAAGUAAAGGACAAUGCAGAAUGGUACAUCACUGAUUUUGUAGAGCUUUUGGGAGAGCUGGAAGAAUAAUCAAUUUUUAUAUAGUUCAUAACAACUUCAGGUUAACUUUUAAAAGUUAUACAGUUUAAUACUGUUUGCUUCCAAUUGCCUAUUACAACUGAAUAAAUUUGGUACUGAUUAUCUGUACUUUCAAAUAAACUACAGUUCGGCCUUCUAGAAAAUCACUUUUCUAUACUGUAGUUCCAGUAUUAUUAUGACCAUUAAUUACCUGGAGAGUUUUAUAAUCUGAAUUCUUUAUGUAUUUUCCUAGCUUUAUUUUAUUUGCAACUUUUUAAAGGUGGAUAGUAAAUUAAACACCUCACUAUUAGAAAUAUGGAUUAGGCAGCUUUAAGUGAAUAUUUGUUUUCCCUCUGGUAUAUAUAAAUAAAAGUUUAUCCAUGUGUCAGAACAGAUUUGUGGAACUUUAAAUUCUGCCAAUCCUGCAUUUCAGUGUCCAGUAUUUCAAGUACUUGAUGUGUUCACUAACAACCUUGAGGCAAGGAACCAAGGUGAAGUGGAGCCCCCUCUGAGCACAGGGCAGAGUGCUUGUCACAAUGUACCCCCACUCGGCCCCUACUGAGUGAAGUUCUGGGCCAGAAAGAUGGAAGUGAUUUUAUUACCCCUUGGAAUUUUUCCUAUAGGGAAUUGUUACAUAGGUUUUUAAAAAAAUAACAGUGGAGCCUUAAACAAAAUUUCUGACCUUAAAAAAAGGGAUAUUUGAUAAUCACGUGAAGUAAAAGAACUAAAAACAAGUUUUACUCUUCUCGAAUUAAGGAGGAGGCUCACAGGGAGCUCUCUCCCCUAAAUGAAUUAAGAAAUAACUCCUAAUAGCAUAAUGAACCAUUAUUUCUUACAGAUGACUUGGAAAGACCUGGGAGCCAGGUUCAUGUUUGUUCUGAGCAGUGCCAAGAAAGGGAAAUUCCAGAACAUGCUUUAAAAUUAUGAGAUUAUAUAUCCUCCCUCGUGGAAAACUCGGGGAGGAUAAAGACAAGUGUUUAGGAAGAGGCAUGCAGUGGAUGCUGAUGGAUAAUUAAGUAGAAGAAGCUUGAAGGGUUUAAUAUUGGAAAUUAUUUGAAAAAUGUAUAAUUUAACCAAAUAAUCAAAUUUGGCCAAAUAAUCAGAUAAUUAUUUAGCCAAUAAUCAAAUCAGAUGAAUCAAAUUUCCUUCAAAAUCAUAAUUUCUGUAGGCAAGACAUGAAAUAAGUUUGGCAACAUUUAAACGAGAUGACAAACAACGAGGCAGUUGUUUCCUAAUUAUAAAUGCUGCUUGGCUGCUCUCCAAGAGGCUGUUUUGUGGCAUUUGUACUUUCAGCACUGCCAAGCUCUGGGCAGGACCAGGCAUGCCAGGUCUGUAAGGCGCACUGCAAACUGCCUCAGCCUUUGCCAUCCCACAGUGUGCACAAGCUGGAGCAAGACUUCCCCGGGCAGGUGGGCAGGUAGGCAGAGGACUGAGCAGCUGUUGGCCCAUCAGAGCCUGCCGUCCUCGGGCAAUGGCUUGAACAGGAGGUGUACACUGGAUUUGGAUCUGAGGAGUCUAAUCUGCAGAGAAAUCUUGAUACCCACAUAUAGCCUUUUAUACCCAUUAUACAACCCCUCCUCUGGUCCACAGGCUCCCCAGCUCCCAGCAAGCUGCACAGAAGCAGCAUUCACAAUCCCUUCUUUGUUGUGUUGGAGGAGUGAGUUUGAAAUGAUGCAGCAACUGUGCUCACUUCUUUCAUGCUUUUCUAAUUCUGGACUCACUUGGAAACAGCUACAGAACGGCUCUCCCAAGAGUUAUGUAUGCUGCUAAAAUAGGAUGGGAUUUAGAAAGUGGUGGCAGUGUUACAUGGUUUCCUAUCCUUGUGAUACCAUUUUUUCAUGCUGACCAUGAACACUGCUUAUGUAAACAAAAAAAGUUAAGAAUGGGAGACGUAAAGUUAAGAAUUGAACUUUGUCAUGGCAUUAAGUUGAAACAGAAGUCCCUCAACUUUUAUAUGCUUAAAAACAAGAAAAAAAAAAAGACAACCCUAUGGCUUUCAUUCCCCACUCCCACCCCUAUCUCCUUUGGUAUGACUGCUGCUAUGAUUCUUCUCUCUCUCUUCUACUGUAUACAAGUGUUUCUCCAUGACGUCUAGGGAGGCCUGCCCAGCUACCACUCCCAAGGGCAGGGGCAGCAUUCCAGACCUGGGGCAGGAGUAUAGUCAGAGAUUCAAGUGGUCGGCUUCAGUAAGAGAUGGCUUUUGCCUCUGUGACCCUCAGUAUCUUUAUGAUUGGUUCAGAAAACUUGGGGAGUGAACUGACCACAGGUCACACUGCUUAUUUUCAUAGUUAAUGACUGCUAUUUGGUCACAUUCAGAGCUGGAACCCAGGCCAGUGAUUUCCACAACAUUCUUUAUCUGCAUUAAUAGAACCAGGAGAACCUACUCUAAGCUAAUACUUCUUAUUAACACAGAUCACAAGUGUUAGAAUAUAUUAAUACAGAUGAAAUUUUACUUCCUAGGAUGCAAGUUGUUUUGCAAAAAAUUCAAGUGGUUUCAUAUUUAAUGUUCACUGAAUUCUGGCCAAAGGAUGGAUUUUAGUAUUAGAGGAUUGUUCAGUACUUUGCUGAUAUGUUUCCAAUCCUGAACAUAUUUCUGUUUGUUGUCUUCCUUUUGAAUUGUUUUUACUGAGCUUAUUACAAGGAUUUCUAGAACUUGAAUAAAAAAUGGUAUGAAUAAGGA
This is a messenger RNA of Hipposideros armiger (great roundleaf bat), 3760 nucleotides long. It is a transcript of the gene PSPH, whose product is annotated as phosphoserine phosphatase. Gene Ontology annotation, cellular component: cytoplasm. Lineage: Eukaryota; Metazoa; Chordata; Mammalia; Chiroptera; Hipposideridae. The coding region runs from base 367 to 1092 and encodes 241 amino acids. Gene Ontology annotation, biological process: dephosphorylation; L-serine biosynthetic process. Gene Ontology annotation, molecular function: magnesium ion binding; L-phosphoserine phosphatase activity. The record is from RefSeq and is a predicted model, not a curated record. The transcript has 7 exons.